AAAAAAUGGGCCAAUGAUUGAUAAAUAAUAGUGUCAUACAUACGUUCACAUAUCGUAAUAUAUAUUAUAUGCAUACAUAUACUUAUAUAAAAAGUAUGAUAAUUUGAAAUACUGUUAAUUGCAUAAAGUAACAUAAUAAAUAAAAGUUUUUAAAAGCAAGAGGAUUUGAAAGUUUGAAUUUCGUGUGAUGGUUGAUUUUUAUCAAUCCGUCCCCCAAAUGAUUGUUCAUUUCAAUAUGAACGUUGGCACCAUUCCCGACUUGUGUCUCAGCUGAUAAACUCGACAUAUUUAUUAUUAUAAAAAAAAAAAAUAAUUUAAUUGUAAUUUUUUUUUUCUUUUCAUUUAUUUAUUUAUUUUUUUUUGUUUAAACGAAAAUUAACUGAAUCGUUAUCAUGGCGGAUAACGUAUUGGAAGAGUGUAGUAGUGAUCAAUUAGACAAAGUCUUACAAUUUCAGGACUUGACAAAUAUUGAAGAUCUUUCUAUUUGUCGAGAUGUCUUACAAAGGCACAAUUGGAAUUUGGAAGUUGCGGUUCAGGAACAACUUAAUUUAUAUGAAGGAAGACCGUCAAUGUUUGCACAAGAUUCCCGUGUAAGACCACCGACUGUCGUAGACGACACUAGUUCCCGAAUAUAUUUUAGUCCACCUGGCAGUUCAGGAAGUGGCGGUGGCUUUUUGUCUUUUGUAUUUUCCAUGUGUUACAAUGUCGUAACGAGUAUAUUACAACUAGUAUUCGCUAUUUUCCGAACUAAUGUACGACCUGUGUCUUCGGAUCCUGUUGAAGAUGUAAUGAAUUUUAUCAGAUCUUAUGAAGAAAAAUACGGUACUAAUCAUCCUGUAUUUUAUCAAGGCUCUUACAGCCAAGCGUUAUCAGACGCUAAGCAAGAAUUAAGAUUCUUACUCGUUUAUUUGCAUAAAGACGAUGCUCAAAAUGUUGAGCAAUGGUGCAGAAAUACUUUAGGUAAUGCUGAGUUAAUUCGAUUUAUAAAUACUCAUACAUUAUUCUGGGCUUGCAAUGUACAAUCUGGUGAGGGCUACAAAGUUUCUGAAGCCUUGAAGGCGGGUACUUAUCCUUUCCUAGCUCUCAUUGUUCUUAAGGACAAUCGUAUGACGAUCGUCGGACGGAUGGAGGGAAUUCCACUACCGUCAGAACUGAUAGCGCGGCUACAAGCUAUCGUGGAUCACAACGAAAUAAGUUUAAUUCAAGCUCGUCAAGAUCGAGCUGAACGCAGUGCUAAUCAAUCAUUGCGCGAGCAACAAGAUCAGGCUUACGAGGAGUCAUUGCGUGCUGACCAAGAAAAAGAUCGUAGACGAGAGGAAGAACGUAGAGCACGUGAAGAACAAGAGGCACGUGAGCGCGAGGAAAUAAAUGCUCAGGAAAUGGAAAUAGAACGCAUCCGUGUUGCUAAGGAACUUACUGUAGAAAAAGUACCAAUUGAACCGGAGUCAAGUCAUCCGAAUAUUUGUCAUUUGCAAAUAAAAUUAGGAGAGAGAACAUUGAAACGACGAUUUCUUAUGUCCAAUACAGUAGAAGAUUUAUAUAAUUGGAUAUUUAGUCAACCGGAUUCACCCGCGAAUUUUGAAAUAACGACAAGUUAUCCCAAGAGAGUUCUGUAUCCAUCUGUAGAAAUAGUGAGUCUCCACAAAGCCGGAUUAACUCAACGUGAAGUUUUACAUAUUAAUAACUUAGAUGACUAACCAUUAAUUAAUUAAUUAAUUGACUAAUUAAUUAUUCACAUAUAAAUAAAUACACAUAAACAAAACAAAAAAAAAUUACAAAAUUAAAAUAAUUAAUCAGUUUAAAAUUUAUUAUUUUCUCAUUAUGUUGUGAAUAAAAAAAAUGCAAACGCGAAUUAUUUAAAUGAUAAUUAUUAAAAUAAAAUAAAAUAAAUGUUUCUAUAUA
Molecule: messenger RNA, 1902 nt
Organism: Microplitis mediator
Lineage: Eukaryota; Metazoa; Arthropoda; Insecta; Hymenoptera; Braconidae
Gene: Faf2
Product: FAS-associated factor 2-B
Exons: 7
Coding region: 393-1697 (434 amino acids)
Cellular component (GO): endoplasmic reticulum
Molecular function (GO): ubiquitin binding
Source: RefSeq, a predicted model, not a curated record